Molecule: messenger RNA, 1665 nt
Organism: Symbiodinium sp. CCMP2592
Lineage: Eukaryota; Dinophyceae; Suessiales; Symbiodiniaceae
Source: the annotation of a GenBank genome assembly
AUGGUGACGGUGGGUCCGGCUUUGCUGCCGUUGCAGCCGUGGCAGGCAGCGCAGCAGGUGCAGCCAACGUUGCUGCUGCUGCCGAUGCAUGCUCCGAUGGCAUGUCCAGCCUCGGACGUUCCGUUGGAGGGGCCCAGAGGUGCCAGGAGUGCCAGGAGCUACGGCAGCUACGGCACUCCCAGGCCCGAGCAGUGCUGUGGCCAUGCGACGAGGGCUUCCGCACCCUCCGUGGCCGAGGUCUCCACAGCGCCCUCAGAGGCAUCGCCACGCUUCCAGGACGCGGACAAGCUGGUUUCCAGGAUCUCCGCAUCCACCGCUCGACGAAUCCGCCGCAAGCGCGCUGCCGAGCGGGAGGCCAAGGCUGAUGCUCAGUUCGCUCAGACGGAAGACAAGAGGGGAGCUUCGCCCCUUUUUGCAGCAUCAGACAAGGGCAAUGUGGCGGUGGUACGAUUCUUGCUGGAUUGUGGUGCCCGUGUCAACCUGCAAGGUGGCCCUGAUCAUGGAACGCACGCCGUCGUUACCUUUGCAAGCCCGCUGUACGCUGGUUGCCAGAACUGCAACGAGGAGAUCGUGCAAAUCUUGUUGGAUGCCCGCGCCGACGUGAAUGAGAGGACAGGAGAUGGGGCAACAGCACUGAUGGUUGCGGCCCAGAACGGGAACGAGAAAGUCUACCGCCGAGUCCUGGCCGCCUGCGACACGACGACCAUAAACCUGGAAGAUCCGACUGGUUUAAUGGCCUUGUAUUUUGGCGCCCAGAACGGCCACACAGGGAUUGUCGGCAUGCUUUUGAAAGCCAACGCGUCGACAGACGUGCGCAGCCUCGACGGAGCCACGCCGUUGUUCAAAGCGGCUCAGAACGGGCACCAGGAGGUUGUCGUACCCUUGCUGCAACACAGGGCCGAUGUUUUUGCAGCGGCGCAUGAUGGCACCACGCCUUUGAUUUUGGCAGCUUACAACGGGCACGUGUAUGUGGUGGACGUCCUGGUGCCAGAGAUCAUAAACAGGGCCGGCGUGAAAGGGCUAGACAUCAGCAUGCAGAGCAGCGGCGCGACAGCAAUGUUCGUGGCGGCACAGGCAGGGAAAGACGGCAUCGUGAGGAAGCUGGGCCUUUACGGGGCCUACGUUCCUGAGUUGCUGGCCGUCGAGAUCGCCCACCAUGGCUCCACAUGGGUGAAUCGUCAUGAGCUCCAGCUUCGGGCCGGAUCGCAUCCCGCCCAUGCGAUCCGUGAUCAUGCCGGCAUGAACAUCGACAUUGCUGUUGGCUGCGACUCUAUCAUCACUGUCUAUUCCAACACCACAGAUCCAGUCUAUAUUCCGUGUGGUCGGUUCGCCCACAUGCAAGCAUCGCAUGUCGUGGAAAUGGCUGGCCGCAGCCCGAACACGAGUGCACUUUGCCUGGAUGGUGUCCUGCUUGCCCCCCACCGGUAUGUUCCAGGUGGCAGCGAAGUCUUAAUCUGUGCCGUCAGUCUGCAGGCUCCCACUCUCGCUGGCCCGAGGCUGAAUGCAGCCAAUAUGCAGCUCCGUCGCGAUCUCAUCCACGUACUCGAGCGGCAUGGACUUGGCCAAGAACUUCUCAUGGCAAUGUUCACCAAGACAGUGGAUGAACAGGUUGUGCCGGGAUUUCGCUUGGGGGAGGCACCGAGAAGCAGGACUUCCGGAAAAUGA